GCUGAUCCACGAUCGGCUCUGAGCUACGUGCAGUUUUCUGAACUCUAGCUAUCACCGUACACCUCCAAGUCACACUGACCAUGUCCGAGAGCGAGAGAAUCACGAUUUACGCUGCUGAGGAAUCUCCGUUCCCUCAUCGAGUGUUCGUCGCGCUCGAAGAGGCUAAACUUCCUUAUGAUAUCAUCUGGAUCGAUCUUUGUGACAAGCCCGACUGGUACACCGAGAACGUCUACCCUACCGCGAAGGUCCCUUACUUGGUAUAUGGAGGCCCCAAACUACACCCAGGACAAUCUCCUUCACCAGACCUCCCUCAGCUUGGCGAGUCGAUGGUCAUCCUCGAAUUCCUCGCAGACACUUUCCCGAAGGCACAGCUGCUUCCCUCAUCUCCCUUCUUACGUGCCAAGGCGCGCCUAUUCUACAAAGCAGUGGAGGAAAUUUUCGUCCCUGCGUUGAUUGAAGUUGCCUACAAGAAGGGCCCAGGGGAGACUUUGUACAAGGCGUUGGAACACAUACAGAGCUUGCUGCCGCCAACUGGCUUCGCAGUCGGAGACUGGUCGAUCGCGGAUGCGGCGUUCUGGCCAGUGUACCUACAGGCGUUCGUUUUGCUCGAGCUGAAGCCGCCUACCUUGGCCCCGGGAAGCGAGGAGGUCUUGGAGACGUUGCAGAACUCUCCGAGGUUCGCGCGUCUACGAACGUACGUGGAGGAGAACAUGACACGCCCCAGUGCAACCAAAAGAUGGAAUACGGAAACCGUCAAGGCGAAGAUGGCUCGUCGACUUGAGUUUGUUUUUUCCGGAGCCCAAAAAAAGUAGUGGGUGGCCUAUGUCUCUAGAACCGCAGAGUGGGAACUGCCUCCCAUAAACUGCCGAUAGGUUUGCUAGCGUUAGUGUUGCGAAUUCGAGAUAAAUGUAUAGCCAAGUGGAUGCACAACCUCAACUUCUACCUGUUCUGUACCAUAGCUUGCGCCAGGGUCGAGUUAGGCCACAAAA
Dichomitus squalens LYAD-421 SS1 is the source of this 989-nucleotide messenger RNA. RefSeq lists its product as uncharacterized. Bases 81 to 812 code for a protein of 243 amino acids. Gene Ontology annotation, cellular component: cytoplasm. NCBI's taxonomy places the organism in Eukaryota, Fungi, Basidiomycota, Agaricomycetes, Polyporales, Polyporaceae. The transcript is spliced from 4 exons. The record is from RefSeq and is a predicted model, not a curated record.